AUGGCGGCCGCGGCGCUGCUGUGGCUGGCGGCGGCGGCGGCGGCGCUGGGACCGGCCCUGGCCGCUGCCCGUUACAGCCCGGACUGGGCCAGCCUGGACGCGCGGCCGCUGCCGGGCUGGUUCGAGCGGGCUAAGGUGGGGGUGUUGGUGCACUGGGGAGUGUUCUCCGUGCCGGCCUGGGGCUCCGAGUGGUUCUGGUGGCACUGGCGAGGCGAGCACCGAGCCGACUACGAGCGGUUCGUGAGGCUCCGGUACCCGCCCGGCAUCACCUACGCCGCCUUCGCGCCUCGCUUCACCGCCCGCGACUUCCAGCCCCGGCAGUGGGCGCAGCUCUUCCGGCGGGCUGGAGCCAGGUACGUGGUGCUGACCACCAAGCAUCACGAAGGCUUCACCAACUGGGGGUCUCCUGUCUCUUGGAACUGGAAUUCUGUGGAUACUGGGCCUCACCGAGACCUCGUUGGAGAGCUGGGACAAGCCCUCAGGGAGAGCAACAUUCACUAUGGACUCUAUUACUCACUGCUGGAGUGGUUUCAUCCUCUCUACCUAGCUGACAAAGAAAGUGGCUUCAAGACCCAGAACUUCAUUGCCAAGAAGACUAUGCCAGAACUUCAUGAUCUUGUCUUAAAGUAUAAACCAGACUUGAUUUGGUCGGAUGGAGACUGGGAAGCUCCAGACUCCUACUGGAACUCCACCUCUUUCCUUGCCUGGCUCUAUAACGACAGCCCUGUCAAGGACACUGUGGUGGUCAAUGAUCGUUGGGGCAAGAACUGUGCUUGCCACCAUGGGGGCUACUACAAUUGUGCUGACAAAUACAAGCCAGGGUCCCUGCCAGCCCACAAGUGGGAGAUGUGCUCCUCCAUCGACAGGCUCUCCUGGGGCUACCGCAGCAGCAUGAACCUCACCGAGCUGAUGGAUGUGGCAAGCAUCAUCCAGGAGCUAGUGGAGACAGUGAGCUUUGGAGGCAACUACCUUCUCAACGUGGGGCCUACAAAGGAAGGAGUGAUUGUGCCCAUCUUCCAGGAAAGACUUCUGGCCCUUGGGAGGUGGCUGGACACUAAUGGAGAGGCAAUUUAUGAGUCCAAGCCAUGGAGAGUGCAGAUGGAGAAUGGAACAGACAGGGUCUGGUACACUUCUAAGGAACCAGCUGUCUAUGCCAUCUUUCUGACCUGGCCUCAGGACAACAUUCUGCAGCUGUCCUCACCUAUUCCAUCCCAAGCCACACAAGUGACAAUGCUGGGAUUAGCAGGAACUCUGAAGUGGCAGAAGUCCCCAGGUGGAGGGCUGCUGAUAACUUUGCCCUACCCACUGCCAUCUUCUCUACCUCCUCAGCCUGGCUGGACUGUUAAGCUUGAAAGUGUGAAGUGACAGCUGCAGGAUGAAAGCAGCAACCUCCUCCUGCUCUCCAGUCAGCUGUAAGAGGUUUCUGCAUUCCUUGGUCAAUAAAGUGUCUUUCUCUUGA
Messenger RNA from Pogoniulus pusillus (Red-fronted tinkerbird), 1459 nucleotides. It is a transcript of the gene FUCA1, whose product is annotated as alpha-L-fucosidase 1. Gene Ontology annotation, cellular component: lysosome. Bases 1 to 1365 code for a protein of 454 amino acids. The record is from RefSeq and is a predicted model, not a curated record. Gene Ontology annotation, molecular function: alpha-L-fucosidase activity. NCBI's taxonomy places the organism in Eukaryota, Metazoa, Chordata, Aves, Piciformes, Lybiidae. Gene Ontology annotation, biological process: glycoside catabolic process; fucose metabolic process. The transcript has 8 exons.